This is a messenger RNA of Necator americanus (New World hookworm), 693 nucleotides long. RefSeq lists its product as uncharacterized. Lineage: Eukaryota; Metazoa; Nematoda; Chromadorea; Rhabditida; Ancylostomatidae. The record is from RefSeq and is a predicted model, not a curated record. Bases 1 to 693 code for a protein of 230 amino acids. The transcript has a single exon.
AUGCAUCGGUCUUCAGCUGAACCUGCAAAAGACGAUGUUCAUGCGCAACGGAUGGAUCUCGGAUACCCCAUUCAUGCUCAACGGAACGAGCAUGUCCGAAUGCACAACUAUGUUUAUCUGGGUCGGGAAUUGCACAUGAUGAACGACCUGACCCCCGAGCGGGGCAGGAGGAGACGAGCUGCUUGGGGAGCAUACAAGAGCAUCGAGGAUGUAGUGAAGAAGACCAGGAACACCCCGGCUUCGUGCUCACCUCUUCAACACCAACAGGAAGAAAACGCGGUGAGCGUCAUUGAACGCGCAAUUGAGAGAGUGAUGCUAGGAGUAUCCUGUUUCACGCAAGUGAGGGACGGGAUUGGAAGUUCUCUCCUACAUCGACGAUCGAAGAUUAGAGACGCCGCCGCGUUUGCCAAGGAAAGUAAGAUAAGGUGGGCCGGACACGUAAUGCGCUUUAACAACAACCGUUGGACCAGAGCCGUGAGCGACUGGGUUCCUUGUGAUAUUAAGCGCACUACAGGAAGACCGCCGAUCCGAUGGUCAGACUUCUUCACGAAGUCCUUCAAAGAAAUUUAUGAUGCUCUUCCUGUCCCACGCGAAAGGAGGAACCACUGGGCGACUCUGGCACGCGAUCGGGACAAAUGGAAGAAUUACUGGCGCUCGCUCGACCUGUUCGAAGAUCAUCGGGAGUCAAGGUGA